This is a messenger RNA of Fraxinus pennsylvanica, 1335 nucleotides long. The record is from the annotation of a GenBank genome assembly. Lineage: Eukaryota; Viridiplantae; Streptophyta; Magnoliopsida; Lamiales; Oleaceae.
AUGCCCUUUCUUCGAAAUAAAUUUUGUGGAAAGAGGCAAUUGAAAUUGAAUCGACUGUCGGGCAGAGGACUCUCUUUUUCCGCCCUCAUCACUCUCUACUUUGACUUCGAGCGAUCCAAUUCCUCAACCUCGUCUUUUGAUCUGGAAAUGGCUGGAGAAACUAAGAAUGAUGCUGCAGAGUCUGCGACUACAGAUACCGAGCUUAAGCCAACAAAGAAAAAAAAGGGAGUACUGUCAAGAAUAUGGAAUGCACUAUUUAGACUGCAUGGGGAUGAUUUUGAAAAAAGACUGCAAUAUAUAACCAAGGAAGAGGCUUCUGUCCUUGCCAGAAUUAAAAGGCGUUCUCAUAGUUCAAGGAGGAUGGCUAGGAAUAUCAUUAUAUUUUCUGUAGUUUUUGAGGUAAUUGCAGUGGGUUAUGCUAUUAUGACUACAAGAUCUUUAGACUUGGACUGGAAAAUGAGAGCAUUGCGAGUUUUGCCAAUUUUUCUUCUGCCUACAUUAUCUUCCAUUAUUUAUUCAGCACUUGGAAGCUUCACAAGGAUGUGUGAUAGGAGGGAUGAGAAAACAUUGGCAAAGCUUCGGGCUGAGAGGCAAGCAAAAAUAGAUGAACUCAAGGAGAGAACAAAUUACUACACCACCCAACAGUUAAUACAGAGGUAUGACCUUGAUCCAGCAGCCAAGGCAGCUGCUGCAACUGUCCUGGCAUCCAAGCUAGGUACAGAUUCUGGUAUGAAAGUCUACAUGGCUGAUGAGUCUAAGCUGAAUGCCCCAACUGGAAAGAGCAAUGAAGUGGAAGCUGCAAGGACUAGUGGACUUAGAAAUCGAAAGCCAUCUAAUACAAAAUCCAACAGCAAGAACGUGCAUGAUCCUGAAGAAGAAAUGCUUAAUCAUGAAGAGUUCGAGAGCCCUGAUAUUUCCGAGCAUCGACAGGUCAUUGUGGAGCAUCAUCAUCAAAUUGGUUCAAGCACACAUGAUGGUAGAUGGAUUGCUCGAAUUGCAGCAUUGCUUGUGGGAGAGGAUCCAACACAAUCUUAUGCACUUAUAUGUGGAAAUUGUCGUAUGCACAAUGGGCUUGCAAGGAAAGAAGACUUUCCUUACAUAACUUACUACUGCCCACAUUGCAAUGCUCUGAAUAAGCCAAAGCAACCCGAUCAGCAUGUUUCUGGCUCGAGUUCCCCUAAAAUGACCUCCUUAAUGAACGUGGUUGAUGCAAAGGUGACAAGAAGUGCUGAUGAUUCCACGAUUGACAGGAUAUCUGCUGGCAGUAGCCCUGUGGCUGCUCCUUUGGAUAAUCACGAAAGUGAAAAGAUAGCAACUAGUGGUUCUGUUCGCUAG